Messenger RNA from Naegleria gruberi, 1065 nucleotides. RefSeq lists its product as uncharacterized. The record is from RefSeq and is a predicted model, not a curated record. The transcript has a single exon. NCBI's taxonomy places the organism in Eukaryota, Heterolobosea, Eutetramitea, Acrasida, Naegleriidae. Bases 1 to 1065 code for a protein of 354 amino acids.
AUGAUUGACAUGUGCAUGUCAGCUGUUCCAAACAUUAAAUCUGGACAAAUUCAAACUCUUACCAACAGAAUUAUUGUUGAAGGAACAAACUUUGGAUUACCAACUAAUCCAAUGGCAUUUUGGGAUGAAGCAAGUACACUCAAACAAGAUUAUCCAAUGUCAAAUACCAUUCCACUUGUCAGAUGGGGAGAAGUUCAUUCCAUGGCAUUUUCCAACUUGACAACUGUUCCUAACAGAAGUGGCAAGAACGAUACUGUUUACUAUGGGAAGGGUGGACACAGUUGUCUUCUCCAACCAAAAUUCAAGACAGGUUUGAUUUAUGACAAGCUCUAUAUUUCCUGGUGGUAUAGAAAUAAUCAAGAUCCAUCUUCAGAAGGUGAUUCCAACAAAUUUAUUCGUAUCUGGGAUGAAUACAGUGGCUAUGGCACAAGAAUUUCAUGGACACACAUGCAUUUGACAUGUGCCAAUGGAACUUAUUGGAAUUCUUGGACUAAAUAUGGAAAAAUCAAUGCAUGGAAUCAUCAUGAAUUCUAUGCCGACUUGGCGAAUGACAGAGUUAUUGCCACAUUAAACGGCAAAACAAUGUUCAAUGUCACUUGUUCAAAAGAUUCAGCACAAGCAGGAAGACCAAUAUUUGUCAGAUUGAUUGGAUUUGAUAAUGGAAGUGAUCAUUACAAGAAUAUGACAACAGCUCUGGAUAGUGUUUUCAUUGGAAAUUCUGCAAAGAGAUUGGUUCUUGCUCAUGUGCCAACUUUUGGUCAGAUUGAGUUGAGUGAAGUUGUUCCUAUUGAUGAGUGGAAUUCGAAUAGAAUUGUUGCUAGAUGGAUUGAAGGUGUUUUGGAUUGGACUAAACCUAUUUAUGCCUAUGUGGUAGAUGAGAAUGGAAAUUUCAAUUCACAAGGUUACUUGUUGAGUGUUGUAUCUGAAAAUGUAAUUUCCAGUAAUGAUAAUGGAGGCAUAUUGAGAAAUUGUACAAAUUGUGAAUCAUCUGGAAACAAUAUGCAAUCAUUUGUUUGUUUGAGAACAUUUGCCAUUCUAAUGAUUAUCAUCUUCAUUUUUCAAUAA